UACCCUGUUGCGCGGAAGGUUCGUGUGUAGUCGAAACUGCGCACGUGGGGUUUGUGUAGCUCUUGAACCAGAGCGCCUUCAUUCUGCAACUUGCAAGAAUCUUCUGCUGGCGGACAAAAAGCGGUGGUCAGACAAUCAAGUGUCAUGCCUGUGUUGAGGUUCUACAGGAGGCAGUCAGGGGUUGGCAGGUCCCUGCAGAGGACGGCAGUACUGUAUCCAGGGGUCUCCAUAGAAACUGAACUCUGCUACAAUGUGGAACUGAAUGGAUCUCUCAGUGCUGAGGAGAAGAAGGUGCUAGUCUGGCUGUUCAGCCCACCCCAGCAUGGUAGCGUGUCUGAUGAACCUUCCCUCAAGGCCGGAGAGGGAGAGAGGCUGGUGGAGAUCGGACCCAGACUGAACUUCUCCACGGCCUGGUCCACCAAUGCCGUGUCCAUCUGCCAGAGUGCUGGCCUCAGCCAGGUCACCCGUGUGGAGCUGUCUCGCAGACACCUCAUCAAGCCCAUCGGUAUUCAAAAUGGCACGAAAUCGGACCACGGUGAGGAUAAACUGAUUGGUUGUCUGUACGACGGCAUGACCGAAUGCGUGUACCAGCGUCCCAUCGACUCGUUUGCAGUGGAUGUGCGUCCACAGAAAGUGUUUGAGGUGGACAUCCUGGGGCAAGGCCGGGCAGCCUUGGAAAAGGCCAACAAUGAUCUGGGUCUUGCCUUUGACUCCUGGGAUCUAGACUACUAUACAGCCCUAUUUCAGAGGGUCAAGAGGAACCCUACCAGCGUGGAGUGCUUUGACUUGGCACAGUCCAACAGUGAGCACAGUCGCCACUGGUUCUUCCGUGGCCGCAUGCUGAUUGACGGGCAGGUGCAGAAGGACACCCUCUUCAGCCUCAUCAUGGCCACACAGCACCAUAGCAACCAGAACAAUGUCAUACAGUUCUCUGACAACAGCAGUGGUAUCGAGGGAGUGGAGCUGGACUUCAUGUAUCCCAGUGAUGCUGGCCAGGCCAGUGCCUACGAAACCAGACGGGCCACCAGGCAUGUCAUCUUCACAGCAGAGACGCACAAUUUCCCCACAGGUGUGGCCCCGUUCAGUGGUGCUACCACGGGAACAGGAGGCCGCAUCAGGGAUGUGCAGAGUGCUGGGAAGGGAGGUCAUGUGAUCGCCGGGACAGCCGGAUACUGCUUUGGAAACCUACACAUUCCAGGUUUUGCCCUGCCCUGGGAGGAGGAGGGGUGGGAGUACCCCACUAGUUUCGCCCCGCCCCUGCAGGUGGCCAUCGAAGCCAGUGAUGGGGCCUCCGACUAUGGCAACAAGUUUGGGGAACCGGUACUCACAGGGUUUGCCCGCUCCUUUGGAAUGCGGCUGGCCAAUGGGGAGCGUAGAGAGUGGAUUAAGCCAAUCAUGUUCAGCGGUGGGCUGGGCUCCAUCGAGGACCCACAUGUGAAGAAGGAGGCGGCAGAGCCGGACAUGGAGGUGGUGAAGAUCGGAGGCCCAGUGUACAGGAUUGGGGUCGGGGGAGGGGCUGCCUCCUCUGUGCAGGUGCAGGGUGAUAACUCCAGUGCACGUGACCUGGACGCGGUGCAGCGUGGGGAUGCUGAGAUGGAGCAGAAGAUGAACCGGGCCCUGAGGGCCUGCCUGGAGAGGAGAGACGGAAACCCCAUCUGCAGCAUCCACGACCAGGGCGCCGGGGGCAACGGAAACGUGUUAAAGGAACUGAGUGAGCCCGCAGGAGCCGUGAUUUACACCAGCAAGUUUAAGACAGGUGACCCCACUCUCAGUGUCCUGGAGCUGUGGGGGGCGGAGUAUCAGGAGAGUAACGCCCUCCUGCUGAAACCUGCCGACCGGGACUUUCUAGAACGAGUGUGUCUGCGGGAGAAGUGCCCUGUUGAUUUUGUCGGCAAGAUCACUGGAGAUGGCAAGAUUGUUCUGGUGGAUGAUCUGAAAAAUCGUGGUGACACCCAAAAUGGCCGUCAUCCUGUGGAUCUGGAUCUGGAGUGGGUGCUGGGCAAAAUGCCCCAGAAGGAGUUUGCAAUGGAGCGUCUUGCCCCCUCCCUCCAGCCCCUGUCUCUGCCCUCCUCUCUCUCUGUGCUCUCGGCUCUAGAGAGGGUUCUCAGACUACCCUCUGUGGCCAGCAAACGCUACCUCACCAACAAGGUGGACCGCUCUGUGACUGGUCUGGUUGCCCAGCAACAGUGUGUGGGGCCGCUGCACACCCCUCUGGCUGACGUUGCCGUGGUGGCCCUGUCCCCCUUCGGUCUCCAGGGGGCUGCCACAGCCAUCGGCGAGCAGCCCAUCAAGGGCCUGGUGUCCCCGGAGGCAGGGGCACGCAUGGCAGUAGGGGAGGCACUCACCAACCUGGUCUUCGCCAGAGUCACAGCCCUCAAGGACGUGAAGUGCAGUGGCAAUUGGAUGUGGGCGGCCAAGCUGGCCGGGGAGGGUGCCAGCCUGUGGGAGGCGUGCCAGGCCAUGUGCCAGGUGAUGAGCCAGCUGGGGGUGGCAGUGGACGGGGGCAAGGACUCCCUCAGCAUGGCCGCUCGCGUGGGCGAGGAGACCGUCAAAGCACCAGGUGCUCUGGUGAUCUCUGUGUAUGCUGUGUGUCCUGACAUCACCGCCACCGUGACCCCAGACCUGGAGGAUCCUCAUGGACAAGGUGUGCUUGUGUACGUACCUGUGAGCCCAGGUCGGCACCGGCUGGGAGGCUCGGCCCUGGCCCAGUGCUUUGGUCAGUUGGGAGAGGUCAGCCCGGACCUGGAGCACCCAGACAAGCUGUCAGCCUGCUUCAACACCACCCAGGCCCUCCUCAAGGAUGGCGUGCUGAGUGCAGGCCAUGAUGUGAGUGAUGGAGGCCUUAUCACCUGUCUUCUGGAGAUGGCCUUCGCUGGGAAUCGGGGGAUAGAGGUGGACUUGGUGUCACAAGGCGCUGGAGUGUUGGAGGUGCUGUUUGCUGAGGAGUUGGGCCUGGUGCUGGAGGUGGCUGAGCGUGAUGUGGAGAGAGUGCGUCAGAGCUACACUGAGGCUGGCCUGCUCUGUCCCAUCAUUGGCAAGACCAGCGGCUUUGGACCCGAGUCUAUGGUGACCGUGAGGGUGGAUGGGCAGGAGGUGUUGAGUGAGGCGCUGCCCAGUCUCAGGGCAUUAUGGGAGAGUACCAGCUUCCAGCUGGAGCGGCUGCAGGCCAAUUCCCUGUGUGUCCAACAGGAAGAGGAGGGGCUUAGCCGCCGCACCCAGCCCUACUUUAAACUCACCUUUGACCCCACCACCACCCCCAGGAUGGAGAGCCUGAGUGCCGUGAAACCGCGCGUGGCUGUGGUUCGAGAGGAAGGCAGCAACGGAGACCGAGAGAUGUCUGUAUCCCUCCUGAUGGCCGGCUUUGAGGUGUGGGACGUGACCAUGCAGGACCUGUGCAGCGGGGCCACCACGCUGGAGCCCUUUAAGGCUGUGGUGUUUGUCGGAGGCUUCAGCUACGCCGACGUGCUGGGCUCGGCCAAAGGCUGGGCGGCCACUGUGCGGUAUAACCAGCGGGCACGGGAGGAGUUUGAGCGUUUCCGGCGGCGUGAAGACACCCUGAGCCUGGGCGUGUGUAACGGCUGCCAGCUGCUGGCACUGCUGGGCUGGGUGGGCACCGGAGCCAGCACGGAGUCGGAUGUGACUCUGACCCAUAAUAAGUCGGGUCGCUUCGAGUCUCGUUUUGUGAGCGUGAGCAUUCUGCCCUCUCCUGCCAUCAUGCUGAAGGGGAUGGAGGGCUCAGCACUGGGGGUCUGGGUGGCCCAUGGAGAAGGGCUGAUGCAGUUCCGCUCGAGCGAGGCUCAGCAGGCGGUGAUGGAGGGCUCUCUGGCCCCGCUGCGCUACGUGGACGACGCGGGCACCCCAACAGAGAAAUACCCCAUGAACCCCAACGGCUCCCCGCAGGGCGUGGCGGGGGUCUGCUCGGCCGACGGGCGCCACCUGGCCAUGAUGCCCCACCCGGAGCGCGCCACACUGGGCUGGCAGUGGGCAUGGGCGCCCGGCCCUCUCCGCUCCUCCAUGAGCCCCUCGCCCUGGCUCAGCAUGUUCAAGAAUGCAGCCGCCUGGUGCCACAGCUCACAGUGAGACACACAGAUACAUGAUGCCUACUUACUGCAUGUGCACCAGCUGAAAGCAAUAUCGUACCAUUUCUGGAAAUAAGCUUAUUUUACACCUCCCUUGAGUUAAAUAGUUCAGAUGGUGUCUGAUCUUUCUGGAGUCAGAUCUUUCUGGUGAUGUUACUUCUACUUUCAAUCUAGAAAUUAUUAUUGAAUCCUAUGGCAUCAGCUAACUACUUGCUGGUACUAUAAUUACUAAUUAAUUGCUAGCUUGGAGUUUAACUCAGAGAGGUGAAAAUGGUGCAUUGUUUCUUUAAUUAUGUGGUCUUAAGCAUCAUCCCUAAUGUUAGGUUUGAAUGUGUUAGAAUUAUCUGUCUGUAUGCUUGUCUCCGUCACAUUCCAUUUUUAACCAGCCCUUGGUACUAAACUGAUGCAGCUUUACUAGCUUCCUUUAUUAGCUGAUCCAACUUCAGACUUUCUAGGGAGGUAUGUGUCAUAUUCAUGUCUAUGCUGGGUCAAUUAUGUAGCCUUAGUAGACAGACAAUAUUUAGGACUGGCUGGUUUAUGGUUGAUUGAUUAAAUAGUCUGUUUGUCUUAAUGUCAAAAACAUUUCACCAGGACCCAGCUUUUCCUUGCGUUUAGCUCAUUUUUUAGCACUCAUGUUUCUCUGUAAAAAAAAGAACACAAAGCAACUGCACGUUUUACAUGUUCCAAACUAUCGAAAUAUCAGACCACUCCAGUGGGCCUGCCACAGAUCAGAUGUGAACCUGAUCAGCCAAGUGGCUUUGAUGGUGAUUUUAACCUGAUUUAGGAUUAUCUUAUAUAAACAUAUUAACGAGAACUGAACUUACAAAUUACUUUUUGACUGUGUUAACUUAAUGCAGAUAUAGGCCAUUAACCAUAUACAGUAUGUAUACAGAUCAAUAUUGUAACCAUAAGGCAUAUGAUAAAAGAGUAAUUUCUGAAUUCCAUUUCAUAACUCCAAACUAAUCUUCCUGUCUGUUAAGUGUCACAAUUAUACAAGGUCAAUAUGCUUAAAAUGUUAUGGGUCAGUUUAUACAGUAAAUUCUGUUUUUCCUUGUA
This is a messenger RNA of Engraulis encrasicolus (European anchovy), 5135 nucleotides long. RefSeq names its product phosphoribosylformylglycinamidine synthase (gene pfas). Gene Ontology annotation, biological process: 'de novo' IMP biosynthetic process. The transcript has 29 exons. The record is from RefSeq and is a predicted model, not a curated record. The coding region runs from base 145 to 4080 and encodes 1311 amino acids. Gene Ontology annotation, molecular function: phosphoribosylformylglycinamidine synthase activity. NCBI's taxonomy places the organism in Eukaryota, Metazoa, Chordata, Actinopteri, Clupeiformes, Engraulidae.